Molecule: messenger RNA, 1071 nt
Organism: Lodderomyces margitis
Lineage: Eukaryota; Fungi; Ascomycota; Pichiomycetes; Serinales; Debaryomycetaceae
Product: protein transporter YIF1
Exons: 1
Coding region: 1-1071 (356 amino acids)
Biological process (GO): endoplasmic reticulum to Golgi vesicle-mediated transport
Cellular component (GO): Golgi membrane; endoplasmic reticulum-Golgi intermediate compartment; COPII-coated ER to Golgi transport vesicle
Source: RefSeq, a predicted model, not a curated record
AUGAUUUAUGUUACCCAUUUAGGAAGUCAAGAACCAACAACAAAACUUAACAGUGAAAGCAAAAACAGCGAAAAAUACAACCAAAUAGGUCAACGGAGAUCAGGAACCAAUAAGUCGUUAUUACAACACUGUGACCCUAUUUUGACCAUGUCUAAUCCUUAUGGGUAUGCAGCUGAAUCAUACCAGCCACCUCAAGCAAACUUACAUCAUCCACAACCUCAGUACACACAGCCAAUUCCAACAGCCUCAGCAGGUGUACCAGGAACAGGAGCAUCACAACCACCCCAUGUUCAAUCGCAACCAGGACAACCCCAGUUCAAUAAUUUCCUUAAUGAUCCUGCUGCUGCUCUAGCUUCACAGUUUGCCAGAUCUGGAUUUCAGCAAUCAAAUCAAUAUAUUCAAGAAAACUUUGGAUCUUUUUCUGGUGAUAUCAAAUACUAUUUUCAAGUUAGCAACUCUUAUGUGUUGAAGAAGAUUUUGCUUAUAUUGUUUCCCUUCCGUCAUAAGGACUGGACAAGAAUAUUGGCGAAAGAUAAUGGAUUGGGCCAGUACUUGCCUCCUUCUUAUGAUGUUAAUGCACCUGAUUUAUAUAUCCCCAUUAUGUCAUUUGUCACUUAUAUCUUAUUAUGGGCUGCUUUCCAAGGUCUUGGUGGUGGUUUCCACCCUCAAUUGUUUGGCUAUCUAGCAUCUCAAACUUUGGCAUUUGCUGUAUUGGAUGUGGUUAUAUUCAAGAUGGGAUUAUAUUUAUUAAAUUGUUCUCAGAUUAAGAUUUACGACAUUAUCAGUUUUUCAGGCUACAAGUAUGUUUCCAUCGUGGUUGUAUUGUGCUUGAAGCAUACUAUUGGCCAAUAUUUAGGGUGGGCCUAUUAUUUGAUUGUGUUGGGGUUCAUUCUUUGUUUAUCAGUGUUCUUAAUGAGACUGUUGCGGUAUAUCAUCUUGCCACCAAGUACUGGAAAUGCUGUCAGUAACAACACGGUGGUUACUAGCACACAAAGGAAGAUGAGAAUACAAUUCUUGUUUGUUUAUGCUGUGAUUAUCCAAGGUUUAAUAUUCCUUUAUAUGAGUAAGUAA